AUGCUGGGAAAGUGUGUGGGCAUUUGGCCGAAACAGAGUGCGAAACGAAAGUUCCUGUGCGCAAGAUAUAAAGGACAACAGGAGGAGUCAAUACUGUUCCCCAUCACGGAGAAUUUCGAGACGCUUUGUCAUAUUGACAAUGAACAAGUCGGUAUUGAAGUAUGUGUGACCACGUCUGAUUCGUCGGUUGCCAUCCAUCUGUCGCCUUUCCAACAAGGAAUGGCACCGGUGUGUGUCAUGAACAGUCUCAAGGUACCUGUCACGUUCGGACAGAAGGGCCAUGAAAUGAAGACGGUUAACAGCAAUGAAAUGAUGUACUUCACAUGGGCCAAUGUCACUAAGAACAAGGUCAUGGAG
This is a messenger RNA of Cooperia oncophora, 357 nucleotides long. The record is from the annotation of a GenBank genome assembly. Lineage: Eukaryota; Metazoa; Nematoda; Chromadorea; Rhabditida; Trichostrongylidae.